AUGCCUCCUGCACAGGCCAUGAUUUACACCAUUGCCGGAUACUCGGAGUACAACACUCAGCCCAAGAACGAUACGGUAUCCGAAACAUUUCCUUUGAAACAUGUGGAUAGCGAGGGUAUUUGCUUUCCAACACGAUACAUCAAGAUCGUGCCAAUUUCAGUGCAUGCGGCAGUGAGCUUUCAUAUUGCAAUCUGGUAUGCAGGCAUAACCGAUCCUCUAUAUGUCGACAAUAUCCGCUCGCGAUACGAGCAGUACCGAGAAACAAAAGCUGAACAUGGAGAACAUGCGAGGAGAAGUGAUAUAUUGCGUGAUGGAGAUGAGGAGAACCCGUAAGACAACUGUAAUGGACAGACAGUGUAUUAAGAUGAAGGGGCGGCACGAGAUAGGUAAUGAUUACGUCGAGCAAAAGAGUCCGUGACUCUGUCUAGAUCAAACAAGCGCUGCGUGUUAGCCGAAGAGGCCAUGAAGAGAGGGAGGAUGGUAUCAAUACGUCGCCAAUAGUCGAGGAAAGCAUCUGAGGACCAACGCCCUUGUGUGGACACAACUUGGGGUAAACAACCUGCAGAAGAAGCUCUGUAGCACCUCCAAUACGAAAAGCGUACCCCGGGAGAUUGGGAAACCCCUGUAACACCCAG
This is a messenger RNA of Suillus fuscotomentosus, 635 nucleotides long. RefSeq lists its product as uncharacterized. The coding region runs from base 1 to 333 and encodes 110 amino acids. The record is from RefSeq and is a predicted model, not a curated record. The transcript has 3 exons. NCBI's taxonomy places the organism in Eukaryota, Fungi, Basidiomycota, Agaricomycetes, Boletales, Suillaceae. Gene Ontology annotation, cellular component: cytoplasm.